Messenger RNA from Arabidopsis thaliana (thale cress), 2225 nucleotides. Its product is annotated as Tetratricopeptide repeat (TPR)-like superfamily protein. The coding region runs from base 64 to 2043 and encodes 659 amino acids. Gene Ontology annotation, cellular component: mitochondrion. Gene Ontology annotation, molecular function: zinc ion binding; RNA binding. The transcript has 2 exons. The record is from RefSeq and is marked reviewed. Gene Ontology annotation, biological process: RNA modification. Lineage: Eukaryota; Viridiplantae; Streptophyta; Magnoliopsida; Brassicales; Brassicaceae.
UUGAUUAUAAGUACUUAUAAUCAAAUUAGUCGAAAUAUUACUUUGAGACAAAAGAAUGAAUGAAUGAAGGUUCGGAGUAAAAAAGCACUGUUUUGUUCCGUCUCUCGUCUUCUCCACACGGAGAGACACACAGAGAGACAAAACCUAACAACGCUGUUCAACAGAUAUGUCGACAAAACAGAUGUUUUCUCAUGGAACUCUGUCAUCGCCGACCUCGCUCGUAGCGGUGAUUCUGCUGAAGCUCUUCUCGCUUUUUCCUCAAUGCGGAAGCUUUCUCUAUACCCAACUCGCUCUAGCUUUCCUUGCGCCAUUAAAGCAUGUUCGUCUCUUUUUGAUAUCUUCUCCGGCAAACAGACCCAUCAGCAAGCUUUUGUCUUCGGUUAUCAAUCCGACAUCUUUGUGUCUUCGGCUUUGAUCGUUAUGUAUUCAACUUGUGGGAAACUGGAGGAUGCACGGAAAGUGUUCGACGAAAUUCCCAAGAGAAAUAUUGUAUCUUGGACUUCGAUGAUUCGAGGGUAUGAUCUUAACGGUAAUGCCCUUGAUGCUGUUUCUCUUUUCAAGGAUCUAUUGGUCGAUGAAAAUGAUGAUGACGAUGCAAUGUUUCUUGAUUCUAUGGGUUUGGUUUCGGUAAUCUCUGCUUGUUCUCGUGUUCCUGCUAAGGGUUUAACGGAAUCUAUUCAUAGCUUUGUGAUUAAGAGAGGUUUUGAUAGAGGAGUGAGUGUUGGUAAUACUCUUUUGGAUGCUUAUGCUAAGGGUGGAGAAGGAGGUGUUGCUGUGGCGAGAAAAAUCUUUGAUCAGAUUGUGGAUAAGGAUCGUGUUUCGUAUAAUUCGAUUAUGAGUGUGUAUGCUCAGAGUGGGAUGUCUAAUGAGGCUUUUGAGGUUUUUCGUAGACUUGUUAAGAAUAAAGUUGUGACCUUUAACGCCAUUACAUUGUCUACUGUGUUGUUGGCGGUCUCGCAUUCAGGUGCUCUGCGUAUUGGAAAGUGUAUACAUGAUCAGGUAAUAAGGAUGGGUCUUGAGGAUGAUGUGAUAGUGGGGACGUCGAUAAUUGAUAUGUAUUGCAAAUGCGGAAGAGUUGAGACGGCGAGAAAAGCAUUUGAUCGAAUGAAAAACAAGAAUGUUAGGUCGUGGACCGCCAUGAUUGCUGGAUAUGGAAUGCACGGCCACGCGGCUAAAGCGUUAGAGUUAUUCCCUGCUAUGAUCGAUUCAGGGGUUCGACCAAAUUACAUUACUUUUGUAUCAGUGUUAGCUGCUUGCAGUCAUGCGGGUCUUCAUGUGGAAGGCUGGCGCUGGUUUAACGCAAUGAAGGGGAGAUUUGGUGUGGAACCAGGGUUAGAACACUACGGUUGUAUGGUUGAUCUUCUAGGUAGAGCUGGGUUUCUUCAGAAAGCUUAUGAUUUGAUUCAGAGAAUGAAGAUGAAGCCGGACUCUAUCAUCUGGAGCUCACUUCUUGCAGCUUGUAGAAUUCACAAGAACGUGGAGCUAGCUGAGAUAUCCGUGGCGCGUUUGUUUGAAUUGGACUCUUCGAAUUGCGGUUACUACAUGCUGCUUUCGCAUAUCUACGCUGAUGCGGGUCGUUGGAAAGAUGUUGAGAGGGUGAGAAUGAUCAUGAAGAAUCGCGGAUUGGUGAAACCGCCAGGUUUUAGUCUACUCGAGUUGAAUGGUGAGGUUCAUGUGUUCUUGAUCGGAGACGAAGAGCAUCCUCAGCGUGAGAAGAUUUACGAGUUUUUAGCAGAACUGAACAGGAAGCUGUUAGAGGCAGGUUACGUAUCGAACACGUCAUCUGUAUGUCAUGAUGUUGAUGAGGAAGAGAAAGAGAUGACACUGAGAGUUCACAGCGAGAAACUAGCGAUUGCGUUUGGGAUCAUGAACACGGUUCCUGGCUCGACGGUUAAUGUGGUCAAGAAUCUGAGAGUUUGCAGCGAUUGUCACAAUGUGAUCAAGUUGAUUUCAAAGAUUGUUGAUAGAGAGUUUGUGGUUAGAGAUGCGAAGAGGUUUCACCAUUUCAAAGAUGGUGGAUGUUCCUGUGGAGAUUACUGGUGAUUAGAUAUUAGAAUUUCGUUUAGAUGAGUAAUUCUUCUCGUGUUUAAUCAGAUUUAGUGUAAGAAAAUACAAUUACGAUUUCACAAAUCUAUUGGUUUUGUUAACCGUUAAACUUGAAAAAUAUGGUUCUUGGUUUGAAAAGAAUGAUAUACAAUAAAAUAGUAUAAAAGUGUUACAUAACA